AUGUGCGAACCCCUCACUUCUCCCGAACACAGAACACAGUCUAGCAGCAGUACCUCCUCCAGAAACGACGUGGUUCAGGAAGUUGGGGUGGACGGUGGGCGGUCUGAGCCGAUCCUUCUUGUCCCCCACCCCCCUGCUCGCCCCUCCUCGUCAGAGCCAAUGGAACUGGCCUUCACUUCGAGUGACGUACAACACGAGCACUCGUCCAGACAACUUGUCAUUGGUUCCUCCUCCUCUUCCGUUGUUCAGUCGUUCACUCAAAGUCGAAGGAGUCCUGCUUCAGUAGAAUCACAAAGAACUACUACCUCCUCCUCCUCCUCUUCCUCCUCCUCAUCAGCAGCUUCAUCUGGGCCACUUAUGGCGUCUAGUUCGAGCAGCAGUUCCUCGAGUGCCCUCGUCCAAAUGGCAUCCAGUAACAUGGUUGAUGAGGUUGCCAGAAUGGAGGUGUCCCCCACCCUCCACCCUCCACACUUCUCCCUCUCCUCGUCCUCCUCAGUAGGUGUGUCCUCAUCACUAGGUGCAACCUCAUCAAAGAAACUGGAUUCACAACAAGUUCCUGUCAAAAUCAGUAAGUUCUACUUGUACCUUUGA
Geodia barretti is the source of this 591-nucleotide messenger RNA. The record is from the annotation of a GenBank genome assembly. NCBI's taxonomy places the organism in Eukaryota, Metazoa, Porifera, Demospongiae, Tetractinellida, Geodiidae.